Aspergillus terreus NIH2624 is the source of this 867-nucleotide messenger RNA. RefSeq names its product tyrosinase family protein. Gene Ontology annotation, molecular function: oxidoreductase activity. The record is from RefSeq and is a predicted model, not a curated record. The transcript is spliced from 2 exons. Bases 1 to 867 code for a protein of 288 amino acids. Lineage: Eukaryota; Fungi; Ascomycota; Eurotiomycetes; Eurotiales; Aspergillaceae.
AUGCCUCUUUCUUACGCAAUAGCAAGGGUCCAUAUCAACUAUACGCUCCAAAUUCACAAUAGCGGAAUCUUUCUACCAUGGCAUCGGCAUUUCAUCUGGCUUUGGGAGAAAGCCCUGAGGGAAGAGUGCGGCUUCACCGGAACGCUACCUUAUUGGGAUUGGGUCAUGUGGCCUAAUCUAGCCGCGAGCCCUCUCUUUGAUGGCACCGAAACGUCCCUUUCCGGCGACGGGGAAUUCAAUGCUACCGAGCAGCCUACCGAGCUGAAUCCCGAACCUGGUCUAACAAUAACCAUUCCUCGAGGUGCAGGCGGGGGAUGUGUACGGACAGGGCCCUUCAAAGACUGGGUCAUCAACAUGGGGCCCUUCGCCUUCAACGAGUCCUAUGAACCCGCCCUACCCGACCAUGCCUUCGACUACAACCCCCGCUGCCUGGUCCGAAGCCUUAAUGAUUGGGUCAUUCAGACAUACAAUAACCAGACAGUUGUGGACACCCUCCUUGACUCACCAGACAUCGUCGAAUUUCAGAAUAUCAUGGGUGGUUUUCCAAACCCACCCAUUCCCAUUGGGCCACAUGCCAUGGGCCAUCGGUCAUUAGGCCCGGACAUGCUAGACUUCUUUGCAUCACCGCAGGACCCAGCAUUCUGGCAGCAUCACGGCAUGGUCGAUCGACUGUGGACUGUGUGGCAGGAUGCAGACGAGCCGUGGAGGCGGUUCGCGCUCAAUGGAAGUAGCACCACCUGGUAUAAGGACGACACUCCGGAGGUUACUUUACAGACAACAGUGGAGUUCGGGAUUCUGGAUGAGCCGCGGCCAUUGUAUGAACUAAUGAGCCCAACAGCGGGUCCUUAUUGUUAUACAUAUACCUAA